Phodopus roborovskii (desert hamster) is the source of this 1393-nucleotide messenger RNA. RefSeq names its product PI-PLC X domain-containing protein 1-like. The transcript has 6 exons. Gene Ontology annotation, molecular function: phosphoric diester hydrolase activity. The record is from RefSeq and is a predicted model, not a curated record. The coding region runs from base 110 to 1048 and encodes 312 amino acids. Gene Ontology annotation, biological process: lipid metabolic process. NCBI's taxonomy places the organism in Eukaryota, Metazoa, Chordata, Mammalia, Rodentia, Cricetidae.
GGGGGCUCCGCGUGGUGUGCCCUGCCCCAGUCCUGCCCACAUUCAUCCACGCGUGUCCUGUCCCCGCUCACCCACUCCAGGCCUCUCCAUCUGAAGCUGCCCCCCCCCAAUGGGUGCUGCGGGUGGCUGCAGCAAUGCAGACUGGAUGGCGCUUCUGUGCCCGCGGCUGUGGGAUGUCCCCCUGCACCACCUAUCCAUCCCGGGGAGCCACGACACCAUGACAUACUGCCUGAGCAGGAAGUCCCCCAUCUCCCAGGCACAGUCCAGGCUGCUUCAUCUGCUGGGUCGGGUCGCGCCUUGUAUUACGCGCCCCAUGGUGCUGAAGUGGUCGGUCACGCAGGCACUGGAUGUAACACAACAGCUGGAUGAGGGGGUGCGGUACCUGGACCUGCGGAUUGCACACAUGAUGGGAGGUUCCGAGAGGAACCUGCAUUUCGUCCACAUGAUCUACACGACAGCACUGGUGGAGGACACCCUCACAGAGAUCUCCGAGUGGCUGGAGUCCCACCCCCGUGAGGUCAUCAUCCUGGCCUGCAGGAAUUUCGAAGGAAUGACUGAUGAGCUGCACGAAUACCUUGUGGGCUGCAUCAAGAACAUCUUUGGGGAUAUGCUUUGUCCUCGUGGGGACAUUCCCACGCUGCGGCAGCUGUGGGCGCGGGGCCAGCAGGUGAUUGUGUCCUAUGAGGACGAGGCCUCCGUGGGUCGCCACAGGGAGCUGUGGCCAGGAAUCCCCUACUGGUGGGGGAACAAGGUGAAGUCACAGGCGCUGCUACAUUACCUGGAGACCAUGAAGAGCUGCGGACGUCCAGGUGGCCUGUUUGUGGCGGGCAUCAACCUCACAGAGAACGUGGAGUAUGUGCUCGCGCACCCAUCCGGGUCCCUGGAGAAGAUGACAUUGCCCAACCUCCCGUCCCUGAGGGCGUGGGUGCGCGAGCAGCGGCCUGGGCCUGGUUCCCACUGCACCAACAUUAUCGCCGGGGACUUCGUGGGCACCGACACGUUUGUGAAUGAUGUCAUCGGACUAAACUCUAAGCUGCUGUGGUCCUGACCACCCUGCCCCGUAGGCAACUCAAGGUGUGGGGCUCAGGACAGGGUCAGAGUCACGGAUGUCAGGGUCAGGGAGGUCAGGGAUCUGUCCUGAAACAAGAAGAACACUGUGUCCCAUCCUCCUCCCCUGUGAAGGGCUGAGGCCCUGCUGAGCAAGCCUACACCACACGGAGUGCAGAUUUCAAACUCUGCCUCAUGGUCAUUUCCGGUCAUUAGGACACAUGCAGAUUUAAGUUCAAGAGUGACACAUGUCAGGCCCCAGAGUCCAUGGAGGACACGUGACCAAUCAUUCUGGGCCUGUAUCAACCUUUGCUCAGCACCAUUAAUUAAAAUCUUAUGAAGCCAA